This is a messenger RNA of Striga asiatica, 3634 nucleotides long. The record is from the annotation of a GenBank genome assembly. Lineage: Eukaryota; Viridiplantae; Streptophyta; Magnoliopsida; Lamiales; Orobanchaceae.
AUUAGAGCUUAGUUAAUGGGUUGCAAACUGUAAUCAGCCCUCAAAUAUGAUCCCAAAAUCCCAAAUUCUUGAAACAGGUGAGACAGAUCUAAGCUCUCUUUCCAACUCAGCUCACAUUUGGCUUUCUAUUUCAGUAAAAUUCAUUGAUUGAGUUUGAUAGGCCCCCCAUCUCUCUCUAUCUUACUCCUCACUCACCCUUUCCCUCAAUCUUUUCUAAGUUCAUCAUAUUUCUCCAUCCUCACAUUUGCAUUCACUCCAAUCCGUCCGGCAUUGCAAUUUCUCAAUGAGAUCCACAAAACCCUCAAAACAAACAGUCACAGCCCCUCCUCCGAGAACCUCGCUCUCCUCCCAUCUGGCUAUGGUGGAGUUGAAGCAGCGGAUACUCACCUCCCUCUCCAAGCUCUCCGACCGCGACACCCACCAGAUCGCCCUCGACGACCUCGAGAAGAUCAUCCUCUCCCUCUCCACCGAUGCCGUCUCUAUGCUCCUCAACUGCCUCUACGACGCCGCUGCCGACCCCAAGCCCCCCGUCAAGAAGGAGGGCGUCCGCCUCCUCGCCGUCCUUUGCGCCGUCCACACCGACCCCGCCUCCACGCACCUCACUAAGAUCAUCGCGCACAUUGUCAGGAGGCUCAAGGACUCCGAUUCCCAGAUCCGCGAGGCCUGCUGCGAUGCCAUCGGCUCGCUGGCGGGCCUGUACCUGAAGCCCGGCGGUGGAGGGGGCGACGGAGUCGUGUCUCUCUUCGUGAAGCCACUCUUUGAGGUGAUGAACGAGAACAACAAAGCCGCCCAGGGUGGAGCCGCCCUUUGCCUGGCGAAGAUGGUGGAGUGUGCCUCUGACCCGCCGUUGACUACCUUCCAGAAGCUCUGCACGAGGGUUUGCAAGUAUCUCAACAGUCCCAACUUCACGGCCAAGGCUUCUCUAUUGCAAGUCGUGUCCAGUUUGUCACAGGUAGGAGCAAUUGCACCACAAAGUUUGGAACCAUUACUUCAGAGUAUUCACGAGUGUCUUAGCAGUUCAGAUUGGGCAACAAGGAAAGCUGCCGCCGAUAUAUUAAUUGUCAUAUCUUCUAACACUAGCAACAUAACUGCAGAAGUAGCAGCUUCCACUGUGAAUGCUCUUGAGGCUUCUCGAUUUGACAAGGUAAAACCGGUUAGGGAGAGUAUGACCGAGGCUUUGCAGUUGUGGAAGAAAAUCGCAGGCAAAGGAGAUGGAUCUUCAGAUGAAAAUAAAGCAUCAUCUCAUGAUGAUGACAAUUCGGAAUAUGCUGACCCAUCCGACAGAAAAGAGCUCCCUAGUUCUGGUGACAGAGGAAGUGCUAAAUCAGUGAAACAUUCACCUCGCGGCUCUUCUCCAACUGACCCGAAUUCGAAAGGCAAAGGCAACAACAUUUUGGACAAGGCAGUAGGGAUCCUAAAGAAAAAGGCACCGGGACUAACAGACAAGGAAUUGAAUCCCGAGUUCUUCCAGAAACUCGAAACCAGAGUUUCAGAUGAUUUACCUGUAGAAGUGGUUCUUCCUCGUCGAUGCGCAAAUCCUUCAAACCCACAAAACGAAGAGAAGUUGCAAUCAAAUGCCGAUCCAAAUAGGACCAGGCUUAACUGCCAAGCUGGCGAUGGAGCCAUCAAAACAAGACAUGAAAAUGUGGAGAGACGAGCUAUAGGUGAUUAUAAUCAGAGAGACCCAUCAAAUACUUAUCCAGAUUUUUCGAGAACUCCCGGACAACCUGAAGGAUUUAUGAACAACAAAGGUAACUGGAUGGCUAUCCAGAGACAGCUGUUGCAGCUCGAGAGACAACAGGCUCAUCUCAUGAACAUGCUGCAGGAAUUCAUGGGCGGGUCCCACGACGGCAUGUUGACCCUUGAAGACCGAGUACGUGGGCUCGAGAGAGUCGUCGAGGACAUGGCACGGGACUUAUCAAAGUCAUCGGGCAGGAUGACUGGUGACCCGCGAUUCGAGGUGCCCACUAAUAGUAGGUCCCUUGGUAAGUACAAUGGCUUUCCUGAUUAUUCCAGUGGCAAGUUAGGAAGAGGUGGUGACGGCAGGAUACACAUUGGGGAGAGAUUUUCUACUUUUGAUGGUCCCACAAAAUUGAGGAGCCCUUACGGUUCAGAUUCUUGGGACUUCCCUUACGGGAAAAGUGGGCAGAUGGGCUCCAGAAGAGGAGGCCCAAUGGAUGCCAGGCCCAAUAAACCGGAGAGCAACAACGAUCAGAUCGGCAGCAGCAGGCGGGCUUGGGAAAAGGGGUCAGGGCUCGUCAGGUUCGGGGAGGGGCCUUCUGCUAGGAGUGUAUGGCAGGCCUCAAAAGACGAGGCCACCUUGGAAGCUAUUCGGGUGGCUGGUGAAGAAAAUGGAGUCACUCGUGGUGCUCGGGUGGCUAUGCCUGAAAGGACAGCUGAGGCUUUGGGGGAUGAUGAUGAUGAUGGGGUUCGGGAGCGGGACCCGGUUUGGACAGCUUGGAGCAAUGCAAUGGCCGCGUUUGAUGUUGGGGACAUGGAUACUGCUUUUGCUGAGGUUCUGUCAACCUGUGAUGAUGUCUUGCUCAUGAAGCUCAUGGAUAGAUCGGGACCCGUGUUCGACCAGCUGUCGACUGAGGUGGCAAAUGAGGUUCUGAAUGCGAUUUCGCAGUUGCUGAUCUUGGGCCACAAUGUUUAUGACGUGUUCUUGUACUGGAUUCAGCAGCUGACAGAUAUUAUCAUGGAGAAUGGUCCUGAUGUGCUGGGUAUCCCGAUGGAAGUAAAGAGGGAUAUUUUACUUAAUUUACACGAAUCAUCGUCAAUCAUUGAGCUUCCCGAGGUCUGGGAAGGAUCAACUCCAGAUCAACUCUUAAUUCAGUUGGCUUCAGCCUGGGACAUCGAUCUGGAAAAUCUUGGCAAGUAGCUGCAUGGACUUCUUUCUUAUUGAUAUUAUUAACUCUUGGACAUGCCCAUUAUUCUUAUCCUUUUCUCUUCUUGAUUCACUUCCUCAAAUAUUUCAUCAAGUAAUAUUUGGUAAUACUGUGUGUAAUACUCAGAAUUUUCUGUGUAGGACAAUCAGUUAUAUGCUAAGAGGUAAACGAUAUUUGAGUUCAAUGAGUGGUCCAUGUCCACACCAGUUUUGACAAAUAUUUCAUAUUAGUGUCUUUUACAGUUUGUUGCGGUUAAGCCGCUAAUCUACCAGAAACAUCUAAACCUCCGGUGUUCAGCCCCAAUUCCCGCUGGCCGGCACUUUCCUCUCAUAAAAUAAACUUGAAGAUCUUCUUUUGUACUUCAUAAAAGGAACAAGGCUCCUAUAGAUGGCCUCUCUUUCUCCUCUUGCACUUCUCCGGCUGCCAUUUGAGUCUAGAGAUUUUUGGUGUUGGUCCCCCUUCACUUUUUUUCCUUUGGGUUUGGGUUUAGAUCUGGUUUGAUUUCUUGGAUCUAUCUAACCGUUGACCAUUUGGAGUUUCGGAGUCGUGAAAUUUGAUUUGUGGUCCUUUUCAUGUUGGGGGUGAAUGUCCAAUAUGUGUGCGUGUUUGUGUCCGUUGAUCGUGGAGCACUUAUUAGAUGGUUUUCUUCGGCUAACGGCUUGUGGUGGCAGUAGUGACGAUGUGUUAGACGGUGGAAAGGGAGAACUUUAAUCUAUUUUAUUGUUAUUAGUAACACUCAACCUUAU